UACUUUCUAAUACGAAUGAUAAACACACCACAACGGGCAAGAGCUGUCAGAUCGCAGCAGCUCGCCGUCAGUAUGUGGCCUGUAGUCUUCAUCUCUGCUUGUUUUCUAAGGAUUUCAUCAGCUUGUGAGUUUAAUCCGUCAUCUCCUCUGGAGACUGGGAUAGUCUGCCGACUGACGAAGCCAGCAGCCUUGGUGUUGAACGAACAGACUGCGCAAGUUAUCCAGGCUGCAUUUCGACACGCGUCAAUUCCGGACAUAAAUGGAGAGAGAGGCGUCAGGUUUUUGGGAAAAGUGACAUAUGGUCUAACCAACAUCCAGAUCAGCAAUUUGUCAAUUGAAAGCAGCGAAGUAGAACUGAGAGAAGACGAUGCUAUUAAUAUUGUCAUCAAAAACGUAAGCUCGUCAAUUAAAGGAAUCCUGAACUAUGGAUACGGGUCCUGGUUUGUACAUGUUGGACAAUCUAUUGAGUUUGAGAUUGACUCAUCUACCGAUUUGGUAAUAAACAACAAACUCGCUUGCACGAACAGACGGGUUGCUGCAGACACAUCUGACUGUUAUCUGACGUUUCAUAAACUUCAACUGCAUCUUCACGGAAACAAAGAUCCUGGAUGGCUACGGCAGCUUUUCACAGAUUUCAUCUCUUUCACCUUAAAACUUGUACUUAAAAGUCAGAUCUGUAAGGAGAUAAACGACGUGGCCAAUUUACUUGCAGAUUUUAUCCAGCAAAGAGCAGGGGAUUUCUUGACUUCUGGGGAUAUAGGAGUAAACAUUGAUUUAACAUCCUUUCCUGUUACAAAAGCGAAUUACUUGGAAACCCAUCACAAGGGUCUACUAGUCUAUAAAAACACCACAGUUCACUUUAAUAACUCAGUGUUCUCCCCUUCACUGUUAACGGAAGACCGGAUGCUAUACUUUUGGUUCUCUGAAGACGUGUUGAACUCCUUAGCCUUGGCUGCUUUUCUGGAUCAGCGGUUUGUGCUUCUGCUCACAGGACAUGAACUGAAGGAAAUCUUGAAAGAUGAUACAGAAUCUAACCAGGAAAUCCUACAAGAGAUCUUCCACAAAGCAUCAAGCAACAGUUCCCUAACAAAAGUGUGGAGCCUAACACCUCCUGAAAUUAGAAUCACCCCAAAAGGAACUCUGGUCACAUCAUCUGUAGCUGUCCAGCUCUCCACCUCUUUGGAUGAAAAACCCAAGUUAUAUUUUGAAACAGACGUCAUCACUACAAUCCAAGCUUCUUAUGCAGAUAAAAAACUAAGGUUACACCUUGUGGAUGAUGUAGUUCACAUCAAAAAUGUCAUUAGCUCCUUACAUAUAUCUACGGAAGAGCAUCAGAAGGAGGCGGCCUUGAACCAGUUUCUCAAUAAAACCGUAUCAAAGUUUGGGAUCCCAACAGUUAUAGAACGUUUGGAGCCAGCCUUGACGUCUCUAAUGAACAGUAAAGGGCUCUAUUUGUUUGAGAUUAUAAAUCCGGAGAUAAUACCAUAUGAGGGUUAUUUGAUAGUCCAAAUGGAUUUUGGAUUCCCUCAUCAUUUGCUUGUGGAUUUCCUCAAAAAAUCGAUGUAGAAGAAGAUUUUCCGAGAACCAAGUAUAACUCAAGACAUCGUAGAUUGUUUGAAUAUAAGCAAAUAAUGUGAUGUGCAUAUCCCAAAAGGUUUCCGUCUGCCAAUUUAUAUUACUGUUAAAUAAUGGAAAUAAAAAAAAUGCCUAUUUACAAAGAUUUAAA
Molecule: messenger RNA, 1726 nt
Organism: Pelobates fuscus (common spadefoot toad)
Lineage: Eukaryota; Metazoa; Chordata; Amphibia; Anura; Pelobatidae
Gene: CETP
Product: cholesteryl ester transfer protein
Exons: 16
Coding region: 16-1566 (516 amino acids)
Biological process (GO): cholesterol homeostasis; triglyceride transport; triglyceride homeostasis
Cellular component (GO): high-density lipoprotein particle
Molecular function (GO): cholesterol binding; triglyceride binding; cholesterol transfer activity
Source: RefSeq, a predicted model, not a curated record